Molecule: messenger RNA, 1092 nt
Organism: Parasteatoda tepidariorum (common house spider)
Lineage: Eukaryota; Metazoa; Arthropoda; Arachnida; Araneae; Theridiidae
Biological process (GO): regulation of DNA-templated transcription
Molecular function (GO): DNA-binding transcription factor activity; sequence-specific DNA binding
Source: RefSeq, a predicted model, not a curated record
ACUAAUUUUUUUUCAAGGGCAAAAAAAUAUUGCACUUUAGUUAUGCUUUCUCAAGCAUAUUUAAAAAAUCAAGCACCUAAUAAUAAUGUUCCUUCACCUCUAAGAUUUCCUCAAAAAUUAUGGAAAAUAGCAAAUGAGUGUCAAAGUGGUGCAGUUACCUGGAGUCCACAUGGAAAAUCUAUUUUAUUGCGUUACUCUUUGUUUAAAGAAGAAUUUAUGAGUAUUAAAAACGAUUUUUUCAAAACUGAUAAUAUUUCUAGCUUUGUCAGGCAACUGAAUUUAUAUGGAUUUCGGAAAGUUUAUGACUAUACGCAUAAACAUACUUAUAAAAUUAAUCCAGACUUGCACGAAUUCUCUAAUGUUCAUUUUCAGCGAGACAGGCCAGAUUUACUUGAUAAAGUUACAAGAAAAUCAGGAGCCUUAAAAGAAAGAAACGGAUAUUUUUUUGAGAAUCAGUACAUUCAAGAAGAAUCUGAUGGUUCACCUGACAUCAAAGAAGAAUUUGAAGAUGAGAUGUACUUAGAAGAGGAACCAAGUAAUAAAGAAAAUGUAGAUUAUGACUCCAUUUUAAAUUCACUGCAACUUCCAGUUCUCUUUAUUGAAGACAAACCUCUCUUUCUGUCUGAAACAACCGAGUCAGCAGUUUCGGAGAAUGAUGUCGUUUUGGAACCGGUGAAAAAAAAGCGUGGAAGGAAACCUGGCAGUAAAACCACCAAGAAAACUAAAUGCGUGUUUAUACCAAAGUCCACUAAGUACUUCAUACCCACAUUUAAGCAUCCUGAAAUAUAUCCUAAUUUGAUUUAUUUUGAUGAUGAGGACGAUUCGAUAUUUUUACGCAACACCAGCCGCGAUGUCAUGCUAUCGAGUACAUUGCCAUUUCAAGAGUCGCCUGAAUUCUUGGAAUUGAAAGAAACUCAUCAGAAACUGUACCCGCCUAAAGUUAGAUUGCGGUACUCAUCCUUACCGGUGAGUAUUCCCUAUUCGGAUCCUACUUUCACUGAAAAUAGGAAAAAAUAUCACGAUUUUUGAUGUAGAUGUUUGCAAACACAUAUUUAAGCAACACUAGAAAAAUCUUUUUAAAAAAAAUGCUAG